AUGACAGGGUUGGUCUUGCCAUCCCCUAGUGCUCAUGUGGUGGUGUUCCCUCACAUGGCUCAAGGACAUGCACUCCCUUUACUAGACAUAUGCAAGGCCCUCACAAGUCUCGGUGUCAAAGUCACCAUCAUCACCACCCCAAAGAAUGCCCCACUCAUUCUAUCAAAGGUUUUGAACUACUCUGAAAUCUCCUUGCGCACCAUUCAGUUUCCUAGAGUCCCAGAGCUUCUUGAAGGAUGUGAGAACACUGCCGAUCUUCCUUCCAUGGCUCUAUUGGUGCCUUUCUUGAAAGCCACCGAGUCCAUGAGACCCGCCUUUGAAUGUGUUCUCAGGGAGAUGUUGGAAGCCAAGUCUCGCCCGCUCUGCGUAAUUUCUGAUUUCUUCCUGGGAUGGACGCUCAAUGUGUGUCGGUCUUUCGGAAUUCCUAGGAUUGUCUUCCAUGGGAUGGGGGUUUUGUCUAUGGUCAUCAUGAAAGUUGUCAAUGAGAAUGUCCCAUCCAUCUUGGCAAUGCCCGAUUCCGAUCCUAUUAAAUUGCCGAAGUUGAGUAUUCCUUUCACAGUUAAUAAAUGCGACAUCACCAUUUUAGAGAGGUGCAAAGACCCAAAUGACCCUUUCUUGUCUAUACUAGCAGCAAUUCGAGAGGCAGAUGCAAAUAGUGAGGGGGUUAUCGUCAAUAGCUUCGAAGAGCUCGAAGGUGAUUAUAUUGCUGCCCUGGAAAAAUUUUACUACCAAGGGGCAAGAGCUUGGUGCAUUGGGCCGGCUUUGCUCUAUGACCAGAAUCAAAUAGAGAGGCCUGUGAGAUCCAAACAAGCAGACCCAUCUCAGUCCUACAUCGAGUGGUUGGACGAGCGUGUUGGAAGCGGCGGGGUGAUGUAUGUAUCAUUCGGAACACAAGCACACUUGAGUGACAUGCAGAUGGACAAUAUAGCUCACGGACUGCAGAUGGCAGGGCAUCUGUUCAUAUGGGCAGUGAAAUCGACAACCUUGUCCAUGGGGGUGCCAAUACUGGCGUGGGCGAUGGGUGCUGAACAGCCAUUUAAUGCUAAGCUUGUGGUGACGAGGUUCAAGGCUGGGGUGAUGGUGAGAGAAAGUGGUGUCGGAGGGACAAUUGCUAGUGAGGUGAUAAGGGAUGGAGUUAAGGAGUUGAUGGGAGGGGAGAGAGGAAGGCAGGCUAGGGACAGGGCAAGAGAGAUUGGUAGAUUGGCAAGGAUGGCACACACUAAUAGAUCUCGCAUCGCCAUCAUCACUGUAGUCAUGCUAGUCUCGAGGCAUAAGGCGCUUUCGUCCCAGCAUCGUUUCGGCGAGGGCAAAAGUGUGAUCAUCAUCAUGAAGUAUCCUAGCAGCACAUUCAGGGGUGGAGUAAUUAGCUGCACAGUGAGGGUGCAGUUAAAGAUCACACUCCUUACAGUAGUAGCAGAAACCGCAUACUACCAAGUGGCCGGGUCGGCAGAGUUUGUGUUGAUUUCUGAGGACGAGCGGGCGACGUGGGUGAUGCGGGUUUGGGAGUUCUCGGGGCAAAUUAAGAUCUAA
This is a messenger RNA of Eucalyptus grandis, 1530 nucleotides long. RefSeq names its product UDP-glycosyltransferase 90A2. Gene Ontology annotation, molecular function: UDP-glycosyltransferase activity. The transcript is spliced from 3 exons. Bases 1 to 1530 code for a protein of 509 amino acids. The record is from RefSeq and is a predicted model, not a curated record. Lineage: Eukaryota; Viridiplantae; Streptophyta; Magnoliopsida; Myrtales; Myrtaceae.